AUGAAAUUCUGGAGUCUUUUAAUCACAGUCUUGCCCAUCGCAUUGGCAAGACCAGAGAAUCAUUCAAGAGAUUCCUCAUAUUUCUUCAAGGGACAUGAUUUAUCCUCUCUCCUCAUGCUGGAACAAGGCGGUUCCAUUUUCAAAGAUACUCUUAAACACAAUGCCACCCGUCCCGCCGAAGCCAUCCUCGGCGACGGCGGUAUGAACAGCGUGCGACUUCGUCAAUGGGUUGACCCCGUCGAUGGCACCUACGGUCUAGCAUACAAUCUCAAUCUAGCCAAACGCAUGCAAAAGCAAGGAUACAAGAUCUAUCUCGAUUUCCACUUUUCCGAUUCCUGGGCCGAUCCAAAUAAACAACCUCCUCCUGCCGCAUGGCCCACAGAGCUAAAACCUCUCUCAAAAGCCCUCAGAAAAUACGUAAAAGAUACAUUAAUAUCUUUCCAAAACGCCGGCAUCAAACUCGACAUCGUCGCCCUAGGAAACGAAAUCCGUCACGGCAUGCUCUGGCCCACCGGCUACGUAGAUGUAGAUAUCCAACCCACCAGCGCGCUCCACCAAAACUUCACUUCCUUCGCCACGCUCUGGAAAUCCGCACGCGCAGGCGUCGACGAUGCCCUCGCAGCCGGCGUGCCCAAACCCCAAAUCAUGAUCCACAUCGACGAUGGCUGGAACGUGACGCUCCAACAACGCUGGUUUGAUGCCUUGACCGCGAAUGGCGUGGCGCUCUCCGCGUGGGACGUAUUUGGAUUCUCCUUCUAUCCUUUCUACGGAACUGCGGCCACGUUGGCAAAUCUGCGCACGACGUUGCAUUGGGUGGCGGAAACCUAUCGCAAGCCGGUUCACGUGGCCGAGACGGAUUAUCCGGCGAUUUGCGAUGGGCAAUAUAAUCCGAUUCCGGAGAGUAGCGAGCCUGCGAUUCCGUAUACGGUGGCGGGUCAGCUGGAGUGGACGGAGGAUGUUAUUAGUGUGGUGAGGAAUGUCCCGCAUGGACUGGGGAGAGGUGUGCAUUAUUGGGAACCGGCGUGGUUGAAUAAUACGAGUUUGGGAAGUGAUUGUAAUGAUGCGAUUUUGUUCGCGCCGGAUUAUAGCGCGUGGCCUACCACCGUGGGGUAUAGUAGAAAGUCGGUGGCAUUGUUUAAGUAAUAGGGGUAUGACUGUUGGUGAUGGUUGGUGAGGUUUAUUUGGUGGCUUCAUUUGGGUAACAAUAGAAUUUAAGAAACCACAACUUAGAAGUAUUCACGAUUUCGAUGAUUCAUAAAUUU
This is a messenger RNA of Botrytis deweyae, 1262 nucleotides long. RefSeq lists its product as uncharacterized. The coding region runs from base 1 to 1143 and encodes 380 amino acids. Gene Ontology annotation, biological process: pectin catabolic process. The record is from RefSeq and is a predicted model, not a curated record. The transcript has 2 exons. NCBI's taxonomy places the organism in Eukaryota, Fungi, Ascomycota, Leotiomycetes, Helotiales, Sclerotiniaceae. Gene Ontology annotation, molecular function: glucosidase activity.